Messenger RNA from Knipowitschia caucasica, 999 nucleotides. NCBI's taxonomy places the organism in Eukaryota, Metazoa, Chordata, Actinopteri, Gobiiformes, Gobiidae. The record is from the annotation of a GenBank genome assembly.
AUGAAGAGCGUGCACUUGGGCGCAUAUCGAUGCGCGCACACGGAACCGGACGCGAUGGACGUGACAAUGGAGGAACACGCGCGCGUGCUGCUGGACGACGUGCAUCACGCGAUGGGCGCGUGCCACGGCCCCACGAGCUCGUAUGCCACGCACGCACCUCUGCCUCCCAUCAGCCACGUGAGCGACAGGUUCGAGCGGCACGUGCCAGUGAGCGGGAGCUUCACGUUCGUGCGCGACGAGCGCGUGCUCCCAGCAGUCAGCAGUCUGUACGGCUUCAAGGAGCACGUAGACGCGUACACGCUCCCGCCGCUGCACGCGUACGGGCACGCGCCGCACACGGCACACUGUUUUGAUGCCUUUGAUGUGCCGCGCGCGGAAGUGCGCGCCUUUACGCACACGGAGGCCACAAACUCGCACACUUCUCCUGACACGCACGCACCUCUGCUGCCACAGUCUUCGGGUCACGCGCAGGGCGCACCCCCGGAGGAGAUCAACACGCGGGAGGUCGCGCAGCGCGUGACCGCGGAGCUGAAGCGCUACAGUAUCCCACAGGCCGUGUUCGCGGCGCGCGUGCUCUGCCGCUCUCAGGGCACGCUCUCAGACCUGCUACGGAACCCCAAACCCUGGUCCAAACUCAAGUCCGGACGCGAGACCUUCCGCCGCAUGUGGAAGUGGCUGCACGAGCCCGAGUUCCAACGCAUGAGCGCGCUCCGUCUGGCAGCCUGUAAGAGGAAGCAGAGUGAUGGUGAGCGGGGGAGCAGUGGCUCCAGUAAGAGGUCUCGGCUGGUGUUCAGUGAGGUGCAGCGGCGCACCCUGGUGGCCAUCUUCAGGGAGAACCCUCGUCCAUCUAAAGACCUGCAGAGCACCAUCUCCCAACAGCUGGGCCUCGAACCCUCAACCAUCUGCAACUUCUUCAUGAACGCCAGACGCAGAAGCCUGGACAAGUGGGAGGAGGAGGCGCAGUGUGGACAGGGACACCACAGAACCAAAGAGUCUUAG